Messenger RNA from Nothobranchius furzeri (turquoise killifish), 1955 nucleotides. RefSeq names its product methenyltetrahydrofolate synthetase domain containing (gene mthfsd). Gene Ontology annotation, molecular function: RNA binding. Gene Ontology annotation, cellular component: cytoplasm. The record is from RefSeq and is a predicted model, not a curated record. NCBI's taxonomy places the organism in Eukaryota, Metazoa, Chordata, Actinopteri, Cyprinodontiformes, Nothobranchiidae.
GAAUUGUCCCUCUGUGCGUGCCGUAGUGGUGAUAAACAUGACAAGCAGCUGUUUCUGCAUGUUAGCGUUCAUGUGCAGGGUUUUACUCAACAAACAAGUCUCGUAGAUACAGUCUGUUACCGCUAAAAUACAAUGGAGUCUGUCAUUAAAAUAAAUCCAGGAGCGUCGAAAGGGGAGAUUCGUCAGAAGGUCUGGGACUACAUCGAAGAAAAGAAUUUAGCCAACUUCCCAAGGCCCGUUCACAACAGAAUCCCAAACUUUAAGAGUGCAAAUCAAGCGUGCAACAGACUUUCAGAGCUGCAGGAGUUCAAGACCAGCCAGACAGUGAAAGGUGCUUUUGGAGCCUGCACCAAGGUGACAGAGUUGCAGGUGUUCACCGAGACGUCCGAGGUGAAGGUGGAUCCUGAUAAACCUCUGGAGGGAGCUCGACUGGCAGUGCUUCAGGCGCAGAAAACACUUUUGGUUCCGACUCCUCGCCUUCGCUCUGGUCUUUUCAAUAAGAUCACUCCUCCCCAGGGAGCCAGCAAGGAACAGCUGCGCACUUGUGCUUCCUCUCAGGGUGUGCGAGACUUCAGCGUCCCUGUUGACCUGGAUGCAAAGGUGAAGGUGGACUUGGUGGUAGUUGGCUCAGUGGCGGUGUCUGAGAAAGGGUGUCGGAUCGGGAAAGGAGAGGGCUUUGCUGAUUUGGAGUGGGCCAUGAUGUCCUCCAUGGGAGCUGUGAAUAAAUCCACUGUGGUUGUUACAAUCAUUCAUGACUGCCAGGUGGUAGAUGUUCCAGACGAGCUUAUGGGAAGUCAUGACCUGACUGUCGACUACAUCCUCACACCCAGCAGAGUCAUUAAAACUAACUGCCAGUUGCCUAAACCACAGGGGAUCAUCUGGACCAAGCUGGACUCAGAAAAACUGAAAAAGAUCCCCAUCCUGAAGAAGCUGCGUGCUCUGGAGGAACAGGCUGGGAAGGAUGUGACAUUGGGGGCAACGCCGCCUGCAGCUGAGCCCGGUCUGCAAAACGAUGACCCGAAAAGGCAGCCCAGACGGAGGCCGAGGCGGAACACACAACAGGAUGCAGAGGGAGAAACCAGCCAGGAGUCCAGACAGGAGAGAGGAUCAGAGUCAGGACAGAGAGCCAGACAGCAACCGGCAAGGGUGAGGAAAGAAAGCAGAGGAAGUGGAAAGGGAGAUGCAGACAAGGAAGCUGGUAAAACCGUAAAGGAAAGAAGCAGGAGGAUGGUGAAGGAGCAGGGGUCAGAAGAAGUUGGAGGUGAAGAGGUGAGCCAGAGGAAGCUCCCUCAGAGCGUGACCACAGUCUACCUGGGAGGAAUCCCCACCGGGCUGCGCGUUAGCGAGCUCAAAGCUGCUCUCAGAGAGAGGAAUGCCGCUCCACUGAGGCUCACCUGGCAGGGAGCUCAGCACAGGGCCUUCCUGGAUUACAGCGACCCUCAGGGGGCAGAUCAGGCCCUGGAGGCUCUGCAGGGCCUCUGUCUGAACGGUCAGAACCUGCAGGCCGAGCUGGCCAAGAGCCAGCGUGGACAGAAGAAGUCUGGACAGAGACAAACUCUGUCCAAAGCUUCUAAGUCAAAAAUGUCUCCCCUGAAAGGUGGCUCCACGAAGGAGACGGAGCAAUAACAGCAACAGGCAGCAAACAGGUCAAAAUAAUAGUUACAUAAAGCUUUAACACCAUUGGAAGUAUUAAACUUUGCUUUUUAUUUUAUUUUUACUUGUGAAGCAAACAUCUAAUGAAGUAGUAAAUGAAACAAAACUAAAAAGUGGUGAAAUUAAGAGAUUUGUUUUCUAACGUAAUAAUUUACAAUGACACAUUUAUGUGCCUUACUCCUAUCUUCAGGCUCCUGUGUCUUGACAGCAUUUAUUAGUUUUUUUAGUGAUUUGAUGUGUGGUUUUAUUUUAUUUUUUAACUGUAGAUCACAAUAAAAGAUUUGCAUUUCUUGUUUCUCAAA